UGUGAAGAAGAAGAGGCGAGAACGACCCCCGGACCGACCAAAGCCUGCACACCACCACAUCCUGUGCCCAGCACCUAUGUCCUGCCGCUGUUGUUGCCAGCAUGCCCCAGAGAAAGGCUGAAGGGGAUGCUAAAGGAGAUGAAGCCAAGGUGAAGGAUGAACCACAGAGAAGAUCCGUGAGGUUGUCUGCUAAACCUGCUCCUCCAAAGCCAGGGCCCAAGCCUAAAAAGGCCCCUGAGAAGGUACCCAAAGGGAAAAAGGGAAAAGCUGAUGCUGGCGAGGAGGGGAAUAACCCUACAGAAAAUGGAGUUGCCAAAAAAGACCAGGCCCAGAAAGCUGAAGGUGCUGGAGAUGCCAAGUGAAGUGUCUGCAUUUUUGAUAACUGUGUACUUCUAAUGACUGUACAGUUUGAAAUACUAUUUUUUAUUAAGUUUUAUAAAAAUGCAGAAUUUUGUUUUACUUU
Symphalangus syndactylus (siamang) is the source of this 463-nucleotide messenger RNA. RefSeq names its product non-histone chromosomal protein HMG-17-like. Gene Ontology annotation, cellular component: chromatin; nucleus. Gene Ontology annotation, molecular function: nucleosomal DNA binding. Lineage: Eukaryota; Metazoa; Chordata; Mammalia; Primates; Hylobatidae. The record is from RefSeq and is a predicted model, not a curated record. Gene Ontology annotation, biological process: chromatin organization.